Macroventuria anomochaeta is the source of this 1476-nucleotide messenger RNA. Its product is annotated as WLM-domain-containing protein. Lineage: Eukaryota; Fungi; Ascomycota; Dothideomycetes; Pleosporales; Didymellaceae. Gene Ontology annotation, molecular function: protein binding; proteasome binding. The record is from RefSeq and is a predicted model, not a curated record. The transcript has a single exon. The coding region runs from base 308 to 1360 and encodes 350 amino acids.
UUUUCCCAAACACAUUCUUUCUGCGAUGUGUACAGAACAAUUUGGCAGCCGUAUACUGACAGGAGGACUUCACAGGACAGAUGUUGCUCAUUGGAGGUUCGUAGCAUCGUCGGAGUUUAGGAUGACAAAUCUCCGUGGCGUUGACAUGGAAGCCUCGCGAACGUCACGACAGACCAAGCGCCACGACUAAUCGUCAGUAAUCAGCUGCGAAGCUUCAUAUCUUGAUCACCUACUAUCACCGCUACUUACCCACAGCACAGCAGCCAUCUUAAGCCUCCGCUUCUUACUCGAACCUACAUACGUCAGCAUGGCUUCGGCAACGCCUCACGAUAAUGAGAGCGCCGACGAGAUACAAGUCACACUGUCACACCACGGCACAUCGAUCACGUUGUCCUUCCCCCAAGAUGCCACAAUAUCAGAUCUCGCAGACAAGAUAGCCGAGGACCUUUCCAUACCGCUAUCGAACCAAAAGCUCCUCAUGGGCGGCAAGUUGGGCCUUCAAAAGCCGCCGUUUAAGAAUCCAACAAUACCCCUCAGCGAUUUCAAUACUACGAAAAUCACUCUCAUGGGCAGCACUACUGCUGAAGUCUCCGCUCUGAACGCCACCAUCUCUGCCGCCUCGGCACCGCGACGCCCCGGCCCUAUAAAAGCCGCCACACCUGUGCGAAGUCGCGAUUAUAAACGUAUACAAGAAGAAGCGCGAUACACGUUUCAGACACUACGCCCGCUCCCCUACCUCCCCAACCCAUCGCGCUCGUUAGCCUUCCUCGAGCGCCUGCGCGACGAUGCAGGCAUCAAGGCCGCAAUGCGGACACACAAGUUCAGCGUCCCGCUGCUUACCGAGAUGGAUCCUGCUAUGCACACUACACACGAGAGUCGCACACUAGGCUUGAACCGCAAUCAAGGCGAGGUUAUUGAACUGCGUCUGAGAACCGAUGCGUACGAUGGGUAUCGCGAUUACAAAACGAUUCGCAAAACGCUGUGUCACGAGCUCGCGCAUAACGUGUGGGGCCCACAUGAUCGUAACUUCUGGAAUCUGUGUAAACAAAUCGAAAGAGAGGUCGAGAGGGAUGACUGGCGAAGCGGCGGUCAUAGCGUUGGGAAUCAAGAAUACUACGAACCGAGUGAGGAGGAGAUGAAUAUGUGUGAUCAUGGUGGGUGGAUUGGGGGUGAGUUUGUGCUGGGUGGCGGCAAUGGGGGAAGCUCUGGGGGCAGUGCGACGUUGAUUAGCAGUGCUGGUGGGAGCGUGGCAACGGGAAGUCUGACCAGGAGGGAGAUUCUCGCGAAGGCGGCGGAAGAGAGGGCGAAGAGGACGAAGCAAGCUGAGGAAGAGAGUCGAGGGGCCGGCUCUGCUUCCUAACGACAUCGCGUCUUUGUCUUUCUUUCUCCAGUGCCCUUCAGAGCCUGCAUAGCUGUGCGUAUACCCUUUGCCCAACGUUGGUCUUUCAGUUUAAUGGAAAAUGAUACACCCUCGAA